Cryptotermes secundus is the source of this 1304-nucleotide messenger RNA. RefSeq lists its product as uncharacterized. The record is from RefSeq and is a predicted model, not a curated record. Lineage: Eukaryota; Metazoa; Arthropoda; Insecta; Blattodea; Kalotermitidae. Bases 103 to 1176 code for a protein of 357 amino acids. Gene Ontology annotation, cellular component: shelterin complex. The transcript has 9 exons. Gene Ontology annotation, biological process: regulation of DNA-templated transcription; telomere maintenance via telomere lengthening. Gene Ontology annotation, molecular function: telomeric repeat DNA binding.
GUUUGUUAGCGGGGAAGCGGAUAGGUUUAGUAGGUAACGUGCGCAAGUUAGUUUAAUUUAUUUGUAUUUGAUAUCCCACGACGCCCACGGCCGUGUGUAGUCAUGAAUGAGGAAGAAGAAAACUUAUUGCCACUAGAUCAUGCCCCAGUGCUGUUUUUGGAUGAAAAGGGCAAUUCCUUGGUAUUUGUUAUAAAACCUUGUAAGGAGAAGGAAGCUCUGAGAGAAAUGAUUGAGCAUGGUGGCGGUGAAGUUGUUUCAACCCCUGGUGCCCAUGGGAUUACAUUGAUCCCUCCUGAAGUUCACCUCAUAAGCAAUGAUGAAGUGUAUUCAACUGAGUACAUUAAAGAUUGUUGCACUAGGAACAAACUUCUGGAUUUAAAACCGUACAGGCUGAAUACAAUGUCUCAUUUUCCGGAUAAUUUUGAUGUGAUGGAUGUUAUGCUGAAGUACACGUCUUGGUCUGCUGCUCUGACAGGUCUCCCAUAUGAAAAGAGCCUGUAUCCAUAUAUAACUAGUUCACCUUCAGACAGCAGCUGUUAUAGUGAUGAUGAAGAUUUUGAGCUAGCACAUCCAUCUGCCAGCAACUGUGAUGUUCAGCCUCACGUCCAAAAGAAACAGAAGAUUGUAAGACAGAUUGGAUCUUGUGACAGUGAAAGUGAACUGGAGAACUCAAAAGACAGUCGAAGAUCGAAAGAAAUUGCCCGUAAAGAAGAUAACAGGACAUCUAAAGCGUCAAGACCUAAAGUCAUAACUGAGAAUGAAUAUACUGAUUCAAGGCCAUCAAAAUGGGGAUUCAAUAGUUGUCAGAGCUCUAAGAAGAUUUAUCCCAAAGCAUCACAAAAGGUGUUGAGCUCGAGCUCUGAGGCUGAGACUAUAAGUGAAGAUGAGCUUUGGGGCGUACCUGUCUUAAGAUCAAAGAAGACAUGUGCAAAGCUCAGGAGGAGGGAUUAUAUUCACAAAGAGAGGCAAGCCAUUAUCAGUUUCAUCAGCAAACACCAAUAUCAUAAUUAUGUGAAGGGUCGAGAGAUUUGGCAGAAAGCAGAGGCAGCACAGGUUUGUCCUGGUAGGACUUGGCAAUCCAUGAAGGAACAUUUUAUUAAGAAGAUAAUACCGAACAUAAAAACAUAUCAUCUGUCCGAAGAAGAAAUUUAUAAGUUCCAGAAACCCUUCCACUGAUGAUGAAGUGGCUUUCCAGGACAGGAACAUCAUACCAGCUGUGAUACCAGAAAUUGUUACAUUAACAUUUAUUUAUAUAAAAAUAAAACUAACUCUUGUGAAAAACAAUAAAUCUGGUUCUCUUGUUA